UAGGAAUUCCCUGCGACGUCACAGUCUUACCGAGAAACAUAUGCGAAAGCGCAUAACAAAAUGGCUCGCAUGAUCGGUGACAGACGAUCAUUUCUACAAGGCCACAGGCCUAAGACCGACUAUGAGCGAUGGCUCGAAGAGCAAAAUAAAAGUUAUCAGACCGCACAAACUGCAGAAUACCAUCCAUCGAUUUCAGGUGUUGAGAACCAAAAACCUGUACUCUCCCGCUUAUCAGACAAUAUACCGGGGGCCGAAACUGGCUCAACUCAUCCAGACGCCAUACAUUUACGGAAAGACGGUUCUCAUGGGUGGUUUAUACAUCGGUUGCAUACACGCCCGACCGCAAUGCAAGGAGCAGGUGCUAUCACUGGAAUUUCCAAUGGGCGAUUCUCCUACCAGCUAGUCCUACUGUUGGUCAUGAUUAUUGCUAUAUUGCAGAUGUUCAGGAUUUUUCGAAAACGACACCGUACGGCAAGCGUGGAUUUAACAUGCGUACCUGUCGGGUACAUCGAUGGAAAGCACCUCGUCUAAGC
Aspergillus alliaceus is the source of this 533-nucleotide messenger RNA. RefSeq lists its product as uncharacterized. The record is from RefSeq and is a predicted model, not a curated record. Bases 61 to 531 code for a protein of 156 amino acids. The transcript has 2 exons. Lineage: Eukaryota; Fungi; Ascomycota; Eurotiomycetes; Eurotiales; Aspergillaceae.